AUGGACGCAAAGAAGCGAUUACGCGACAGGGAUGUCGCAACGGGGGCAGAUGACUCCGAAACUGGGUCGUCACUGCCACCAGCUAAACGAAUUCCGAACCAAAAUGCUGCGGGAGGAACUGGAAAUACUCAAGAACUACUGUCACUCUUCACAGAUUGUAUGAGCGCACUCUCUACUAACAAGAUUUGUAGCCGCAAUGCUUUUGAUGUCGGUAUCAUUGACCAUAUGACAGAUCUAGUCCACUUAGACGGAGGAUCAGAUGACGAGGAUGAUAUGGUAGAAUUACCCGCAGAUGGAGGAGCCGCAUCACGUCGGUUAAACUUCACGCGCGCUUCGAAAGUCGUAGAAAGUGCCAGCAAAAUUUAUGGUUACCGUAUUGAAGCUAUAUAUGAUCAGACGUUCAACGUUCUGAUGAGCAUGAACAGUGCUGCUCAGGCUGAGGGCGGUAAUACGACAGUGCCAGUAGCUAAGACACGCAAUAAAGGACGGAUUAAACUGGAUUCUGCCUCUGGUUCUAGGACGCUUGCCCCUGAGGCUGAAGUAACGCUAUCAGAAAUACCAAUGGAUAAUGUGGUAUUAGAUCCAUAUUUUCUAAAAAUAUCAUCUAUGUUUGAUCAUAGUGGUGCACAAGGGCUUCUUCUGAUGAACUUACAGGUUACUGAUGACCUUUCACUGGACCUGGACGGAGAUAGCUUGGUAUUUGCCCCGCCAAGGCCACGGUCAGACGAGGACUGCGUAGUCGAAAUGUCGCAUUCAGCCAUCGAAGAGGUCGCUUUCAAAGGUUUGAAGGAUUCAAGGAAGCUUGAGAUAUUACCGGAGGCCUCGUACUUUCGAACUGAACUUCAGCGACUACAAGAUCUCAAGCGUCGGAGGCAAGGUGGUGAGACCGCUGACGUAGAUGACACAACUAUAUCGCAAACGGAUGAAGACGUGUCUUCCCAGGCAAAUGAGUUGCCAUGGAUGUCUGAACUAGCUUUGGACAAUCUAUUAUCUGAUUCUGUUCUCUCACAACCCGAUGGAAAUGCCAUUGAACCCCUCACUUUUGAGGCCAUCGCAUCUAAUCUUGAAGGGUCUGAGCCACCUAAGACUGCCAGUUCUAGAGCAUCAUCUGGUAUAGCGUCGAGUCUUGGAAUCGCAAUGCCAGCGUCUGGGAGGUUUGUGGGAUCCACGGAAAAUACAGGCAGGUCAAGCGUUGCACUCAGGCAGCGUUUACGUGAGAUAGACCUUGUUGGAGGUUCGCAGUUCUCAUACUACACCACCAAUAUCAAGAAAAUAAGUGGUGGUGGUGGUGAUGAUGAUGGAGCUUCUAGCCUUACGGGCAACGAAGUGGUUACUAGCAGCAGGAAGGGGGAAAGGUCCUCUAAGAUAAAGGAUGCUGUAUAUCGCGAUAUCUCUAGUUAUAUGCGCAUACAUUCGAUCAAAGAGGAAUUAGAAAGUAUAGGUCAGGUGUCCAAUUUACAGCCGACAAAGGCAUUAGGAAGACAUUCUGCCGAAAUCUUUACGGCGCCAGAUUACACGGGAUCAGUUUUUAAAUUCAGUGACAAUUUCUUGACACGUUUAGGGACACUGGGUAAUCGUAUAUUGAGGAUGGUAAGUGAUCAAGAUUGGCGAACAAAUCCAGGGGAUAAUCAGCCAGCGCCUUUACUUCAGAUUUACUACACCACUGACACGGAGGCACCGUAUAGCUCCCUGAAUAUCGAACAGAAUUUCUCUUGGAAAAUAGACGACCAAGUUGGAUUUAGCCACUACGACGAACCGUUAUAUAACUAUCAGGAUGCAGUGGAUGGGAAACCGUUUGAAUUUGCAUUGGAUGAGCUGGAUUCUGAUGCCUUGCACGUCUCGGUAUCAAACGAUAUUUCAUUGAGUACAUCAAUAGAUGAUAUGUAUGAGCCGGAAACGUUUGAUCCACCGUUGGUAUUGAGUCAAACUGUAGAUACGGGAUCUGUGAUAAAGCCCAUAGCCGAUACUGCGGGUGGCGUGAUAGCUCCGGCACCGGUGACUGCUUAUGUGGAUAUAUUUAAGAUCAAGAAGACACUGUGUAGCGUAAUAUUGCCACCUCCUGACUUCCAGGAGGCUAUAGAAGAUGAAAAACAACUUAAAGGUGUAAAGUCGGCUCCAUCACACACAGAAGAAAGCAGCUGUAUGUUCCAACAUGCCAUCACCGAGACACUGAAAAGGCUGAAUGAUUCCGAAGUUGCAGCACUUAACAGUCAUAUCAUGUUCGUAUGUCUUCUACAUGUAUGCAACGAGCAUGAUCUGUUGUUGCGGCAAACGGCAGCUCUGGAAGACUUCAAGAUAUGUGUAGGAGCGCCCAAGCAACAUCAUCUGGGAAACUUUUCACGUUCAAGAUCAAGCUAA
This is a messenger RNA of Babesia sp. Xinjiang, 2358 nucleotides long. Its product is annotated as Condensin complex subunit 2. Gene Ontology annotation, molecular function: chromatin binding. Lineage: Eukaryota; Apicomplexa; Aconoidasida; Piroplasmida; Babesiidae. The transcript has a single exon. The coding region runs from base 1 to 2358 and encodes 785 amino acids. Gene Ontology annotation, biological process: mitotic chromosome condensation. Gene Ontology annotation, cellular component: condensin complex. The record is from RefSeq and is a predicted model, not a curated record.